Messenger RNA from Chanos chanos (milkfish), 3564 nucleotides. It is a transcript of the gene thbs2b, whose product is annotated as thrombospondin 2b. Gene Ontology annotation, molecular function: protein binding; calcium ion binding. NCBI's taxonomy places the organism in Eukaryota, Metazoa, Chordata, Actinopteri, Gonorynchiformes, Chanidae. The transcript has 21 exons. The coding region runs from base 1 to 3564 and encodes 1187 amino acids. The record is from RefSeq and is a predicted model, not a curated record. Gene Ontology annotation, cellular component: extracellular region. Gene Ontology annotation, biological process: negative regulation of angiogenesis; cell adhesion.
AUGACUCUCAGAAGAUGUCACGUCUGGUUGAUCUGUUUGUUUCUGAGCGCUUCGGCUCUCACUCCAGACGGAGAGGUGGAGGAUGAGACCGUGUUUGACCUCUUUGAAGCCAGUGGCAUCUCCCGAAAGACCAUUGGUGUAAAGCUUUUCAAAGGCCUAGAUCCGGACGCGCCAGCGUACCGCUUCAUCCGUUUUGACCAGCUUCCCUCCGUCAGCCCCGCAGCGCUACAACAGCUGCUUCAGCAAAUCCAAAACAACGAAGGUUUCAUCUUAAUAGCCACGCUGCGUCAGGACCGUACGUCCCGUGGCACUAUUCUGUCUCUAGAAGGCCCUGGACAACGGCGGCAAUUUGAAGUCGUUUCAGAUGGACGCACAAACACCCUGGAUUUGGUUUACUGGUGGGCGGACGGCUCACGCAAUGUGAUUUCGUUCGAGGACGUUGACCUGUCAGACUCACAGUGGAAGAAUGUCACGCUCCACGUACACGGUGAGACAACGACACUGUACGUGGGCUGCAGGUUGAUUGACAGCUUUAUUCUGGACGAACCGUUUUAUGAAUACCUGAGCGCCGCUGGAGGGCGCAUGUUUGUUGCCAAGGGCGACACACGAGAAAAUCAUUUCAGGGGUUUGCUGCAGAAUGUGCAGUUUAUCUUCGACACUCCACUUGAGGAUAUCCUGGAGUAUCGUGGAUGUGAUCUUUCAAAUCCAGAAGAGGAGAACAUUGUGAGUGAAAGUACCGAGGUAGUGGACGUGACCUCCUCCUCCAUCUCCACCAAUGUGAUUGGCCCGAACACGGACCCUCCUGCCACCAGCUCCUCAGAGGUCAUGUGUGAACGUUCUUGCGAGGAGCUCAAUAACCUCUUUCAGGAACUGAAGGGCCUCCGCGUUGUCGUCAGCAACCUCAUCGAUGGACUCCAGAAAGUGACAGAGGAGAACUCGGUGAUGCGCGACGCACUGAACCAGCUGCAGAACCCUGCGGAGCAGAGCCUGUGCUGGCACGAUGGCAGAUUGUUUGAGGAUAAGGAGGACUGGAUCGUCGAUAGCUGCACCAAGUGCACCUGUCAGGAGGGAAAGGUGGUGUGUCGUCAGAUCACAUGCCCUGCAGUGGCCUGUGCCAACCCGUCCUUCAUUGACGGGGAGUGUUGUCCAGUCUGCCUUCCUCUGCCCGACAAUGAGGACGGCUGGUCUCCGUGGUCAGAGUGGACUCAGUGCACAGUGACGUGCGGAAGCGGGACGCAGCAGCGUGGUCGUUCCUGUGACGACAGCAGUAACACGUGCUCCGGACCCUCCAUCCAGACCCGCAAAUGCAGCCUGGCAAAAUGCGACAGACGAGUUCGACAGGAUGGCGGCUGGAGUCUGUGGUCUCCCUGGUCCUCCUGCUCAGUGACGUGCGGGGAGGGGUUGAUCACCCGAAUCCGUCACUGUAAUUCCCCUGUCCCUCAGAGAGGAGGCAAAGACUGCCAGGGUGAAGGGAGAGAGACACAAAGCUGCCAGGCUGAGCCCUGCCCUAUUGACGGCGGUUGGGGCCCCUGGUCGCCGUGGGCGACUUGCUCGGCAACAUGCGGAGGGGGCCUGAAGAGUCGUACCAGAGAGUGUAACAGCCCCGCCCCAGAACACGGCGGCAGGAAGUGCAUGGGAGACGCCAUCGAAAAUGAAGUCUGUAACAAACAGGACUGCCCCAUUGAUGGCUGUCUGUCCAACCCCUGCUUUGGUGGAGUGGAGUGUAGCACAGAUGCCGAUGGCUCAUGGGAGUGUGGGCCUUGCCCUCAGGGUUACCGUGGAAAUGGCACCACCUGUGAGGAUGUCAAUGAGUGUGAUAUGGUGUCAGAUCUCUGUCAUAAAGUAGGAGGGGUCCAGCAGUGCGUGAACACAGACCCAGGAUUCCACUGUCUUCCCUGUCCUCCACGAUACAAGGGCCCCCAGCCUUACGGCAUGGGAGUGGAGGCAGCUAAGCGCAACAAACAGGUGUGUGAGCCGUACAAUCCCUGUAAGGAUAACAGUCACAGCUGCCACAAAUAUGCACAGUGCAUCUUCCUCAGUCACUUCACCGACCCCAUGUACAGGUGUGAGUGUCGUAUCGGCUACGCCGGCGACGGUAUCGUCUGUGGAGAGGACUUUGACUUGGACGGCUGGCCCAAUCAAGACCUGGCAUGCAGAGCAAAUGCCACCUACCACUGCAAAAAGGACAACUGUCCCAAUCUACCAAACUCAGGUCAGGAGGACUUUGACAACGAUGGGCAGGGUGAUGCUUGCGAUAAAGACGAUGAUAAUGACGACAUUGUGGAUGAGAGGGAUAACUGCCCGCUACAGUAUAAUCCUCGCCAGUAUGACUACGAUAAAGACGAUGUUGGCGACCGCUGUGAUAACUGCCCGUACGAGCAUAAUCCCUCACAGACCGACACGGACAACAAUGGAGAAGGAGACGCCUGUGCCAUCGACAAAGACGGAGAUGAGAUUCUGGACGACAGGGAUAACUGUCCGCUCAUUUAUAACACGGAUCAGAAGGACACCGACUUGGAUGGAGUGGGUGACCAGUGUGAUAACUGUCCUCUAAUUCACAACCCACAGCAGACUGAUUCAGACAAUGACCUGGUUGGGGAUCAGUGUGACAAUAAUCAGGAUAUUGAUGAGGACGGUCACCAGAACAACAUGGACAACUGUCCGUACAUUGCCAACGCCAACCAAGCUGACCAUGACAACGACGGCAAAGGGGACGCCUGUGACCAUGACGACGACAACGAUGGCAUACCUGACGACCGGGACAACUGUCGACUGGUGCCCAACACAGACCAGGUGGAUGCUGAUGGUGAUGGCCGGGGUGAUGCCUGUAAGGAUGACUUUGACAACGACAGCAUUCCCGACAUCUUUGAUGCCUGCCCGGAGAACAGCGCCAUCAGUGUCACAGACUUCAGAAAGUUCCAGAUGGUUCACCUGGAUCCAAAGGGAACCACACAGAUCGACCCUAACUGGGUCGUUCGAAACCAGGGCAAAGAGCUGGUACAGACAGCCAACUCUGAUCCUGGCAUAGCAGUUGGUUUUGAUGAGUUCAGUUCGGUUGACUUCAGUGGUACGUUCUAUGUGAACACCGACCGAGAUGAUGACUACGCUGGCUUUGUGUUUGGAUAUCAGUCCAGCCGGCGGUUCUACGUAGUCAUGUGGAAGCAGAUCACACAGACUUACUGGGAGGACAAACCCUCAAAAGCCUUUGGCAUUUCUGGGGUGUCCCUCAAAGUGGUCAACUCCACUACUGGCACAGGGGAGAACCUCCGCAAUGCCCUGUGGCACACGGGCAAUACAAAAAAUCAGGUCCGGACCCUUUGGCACGACCCUAAAAACAUUGGCUGGAAGGACUACACUGCAUACCGCUGGCAUCUAAUACACAGACCUAAGACUGGCUUCAUCAGGGUUGUAGUUUAUGAGGGGAAGCAGAUUAUGGCUGACUCAGGGCCUAUCUACGAUAAGACAAUUGCUGGAGGGAGACUGGGCCUGUUCGUCUUCUCACAAGAGCUCGUCUACUUCUCCGACCUCAAAUACGAAUGCAGAGCCUUGGCAAUACCACAUUGA